UGGCUUUUCCCUUCUCGUUUUAUGAAAAUUACAACAUUCUUCCUGAAACCAUGGAUUCAGAUUAUGAAUCCGAUAUAAACGUUGAUACUAACAAAGCAUCCAGUCUCAAGUUAGCAAAGGAACAUUCUCUUGCUUCUCCUUUUAGUCAGAAAGAUGAUCCUGAGACUAAGAAGUCAAUGACGGAGAGUUUUCACAAGUCUACCCUUAAUUCACCAGCUUCAAACUCUCCCUCUACAAAUAUUCCUCAACUAGAGCAACCAAAUACCUUUGAGGACAUUCUUGAAUACUCAAAGAAGCCAAAUCUAUAUCCCAAUUUGACAAAGCAGUCUGUUCCUCUACCUCCUGAGACUCCGGCUCAGGUUCCAGAAAAACUUCUAAAAAUUAGCCAACCUUCAUUCUCUCUCACAGAUAAUUCUCUUUCAGACUCUAAAACAGAGAACACUAUGCGUAAACCCAAUGCUAUUUUAAAGCAGACUCUACAAGCUAAAAAUACACUUAAGCCUUCCCAGAAGCUUGAUUCUAAGUGUAUUGAAGGGUUAAAAAAGAAUCUGAUAGAUUCUGGGCUGGGUCUCACCGAACUUUGACAGCCUUCUGUUGGCUCAGAAAAUAGUCAGAAAAAACCUCAAGAGUCUCCAACUCUUCAAAACAUUGUUGCAACUGUUGACUUGAAGUAUAAAAUUGAUCUUGAAGUUGUUGUUUUGAACUCUAAGAACUCUGAGUACAACUCUAAGAGAUUUUCAGGUGUAAUAAUGAGACUCAGAAACCCUAAGGCGACUUGACUCAUCUUUGGGUCUGGAAAAAUGGUCUGAACUGGAGCAAAAUCUGAAAUUGACUGAAAAAGAGCAGCAAAGAAGGUAGCUAAAAUAAUUAAGAAUCUUGGAUUUGAAGUAAAGUUUUCAAAAUUCAGGAUUGUAAACAUUGUUGCUUCUGCUGACCUUGGGUUCCAACUGAAGUUAGCUAGAAUUCACCACACUUAUCAUGAAAUCUGUGACUACGAUCCUGAGCUAUUUCCAGGGUUGGUGUUCAGAAUUUUAUCUCCAAAAGUUACAGUGAUGCUCUUUGCAAACGGGAAGAUCACUUUACUCGGUGGCAAAACGAGAGAGGAAAUCCAAGAAGCUUAUGAUAAAGUCAUAAGUUUAUUCAAGUCAGAAGCAAUUGUAGAAAGAUGUGAAUAGGAUCAUCUUCACCUAUAUUUAACAAAAACAUUUCAUAAAUAAGUUAUUAUAACUCAUUUAUUGCAAAACUAGACUUCUCUUACACUUGGGUUCUGACUUGCUUUAUUUAUACAUUAAUUAGAACGAUUUGGCCGAUUUCUGAAUUAGGAUAAUCACUUGGCUUUAUGGUUAAAGUUAAGUGUCCCUAGAAACCAUUUCACCUAAAAAUGGUAAA
Moneuplotes crassus is the source of this 1389-nucleotide messenger RNA. Lineage: Eukaryota; Ciliophora; Spirotrichea; Euplotida; Euplotidae. The record is from the annotation of a GenBank genome assembly.